Messenger RNA from Patiria miniata (bat star), 2325 nucleotides. RefSeq names its product GPI transamidase component PIG-T-like (gene pigt). The record is from RefSeq and is a predicted model, not a curated record. NCBI's taxonomy places the organism in Eukaryota, Metazoa, Echinodermata, Asteroidea, Valvatida, Asterinidae. Gene Ontology annotation, cellular component: GPI-anchor transamidase complex. Gene Ontology annotation, biological process: attachment of GPI anchor to protein.
CCCACUGGACGCCAUCUUCCACAUGUGCCAUCGAGAUCAAUUUUUAUUUUUUUCACGGAGACCGCAAAAAUGCAAGGGCGCCCUCAAUGAGAAGAUGGCGGCUCGCAUGGGAGGUCGUGUUGUGGUUUUUGGUGUGGUUUUGGUGUCCGUUUUGUCUCCUUUUGUAGGGGCUCUUGGUGAAGAUAGCUUCCGGGAGGAAUUGUUCUUCAAGCCUCUGCAGAGUGGGCAUGUUUACUCGCACUUCCAGUUUACAACAAACUGGAAUGUGAGCCACACAAAUAAUGUGAAUGAAAUGUCCCACUACAACCUGUUUCCCAAGGCUCUGGGGCAGGUCGUCGCAAAGUACUCGGUCCAGGAACUUCACCUCUCCCUGACCCAGGGGCAGUGGAGGACCGAGAAGUGGGGGUAUCCGAUCACGUCUGCUCCCCCCGCACAACUGUGGGUCUGGUUCAAACCCUCCACGCCAAAUAUUGACGAGUCGUGGAAGGGACUCAUCAAUGCCCUCUCUGGUUUGUUCUGUGCUUCACUCAACUUCAUCGACGACACCAACUCGGCCAAGCCGAAAGUAUCCUUCAAGCCGGCUGGGCUGGCCUCAGAAUCUUAUUCCAAGAACUCAGCCAACAUGCGCUAUGCCUCCUUGCCCAGAGAGAACGUCUGCACUGAGAACCUGACGCCCUGGAAGAAACUCUUGCCUUGUGAUUCCAAGGCUGGCCUUUCCACUCUCUUCCACGCAGGCAACCUCUACAAUGCCAACUACCAUUCCCUAGCCGUCGACCUGCGGCCCGUCUGCGAUGAUUACCCAGCCUGCACCAGGCCGGCCUUGGAGCUCAGCCAAUCCCUGGCCGUGGUGUUCAACCCGCCAGCCAAUCACGACGGCAAGCAGGACUGGACGCUCAGAAGCCUGUUUGAGCGUCCGUUGAGCACGACGUGCCCCAUGGCCAACGAAAGCAAGAUCUAUGUGGAUAUCACCGAGAAAAGUGAGUCUAACCCAUGGUUGCUUACACCAGAAUCCACGACAGUCACCAACAACAGGGGGCGCACUUACACUGUUUACGAUUUGAAGGAGAUCACAAAAGAGCACAAGAUAAAUGUGGCCAUGAAGUGGAAUGACAGUGUGCACUAUGCACCGGUGAGGCCACCCCACCUGCACGCCCACCGUUUCCUGUCGGGUUUUGGCCAGGAGCGUGGCGGUAUCACCUGCCAGCUCUUCAACCAUCACCCUACCGAGGCCCUGCCCGUGGUGUACAUGGAGACAGUGCCCUGGUUCGUUAGGCUGUACCUGCACACACUGAGAGUGGAGAACAACAAACGUGUAGUCAAACCAGAGAAGCAGCUGUACACCCCAGGUAACGACCGAUCCAACCCAUACCUCCUGGAGAUAGUCUUGACCCUACCGCCUCAGUCGGUUACCACUCUCAGCAUCCAGUUUGACAAGGCUUUCCUCAAGUGGACUGAGUACCCGCCCGAUGCCAACAUUGGCUUCCACAUCAGUUCCGCAAUUGUGUCUGCCCUGAUGCCUUCGUACGCCAACUUCACAGCAACAGAUCUGCACAGUGCCAGACUGCAUACAAGCACGGUCAGUGACCCCAUGCCCGGCACCCCCUUCCUGCGCAUCUACACCGAGCCCCUCCUGAUCCAACUCCCCGUCCCUGACUUCAGCAUGCCGUACAACGUCAUCUGCCUCACGUGCACCGUCGUGGCCAUCGGCUUCGGGUCUCUCCACAACCUCACCACGCGCCGCUUCGUCCUCUCGCCGACCAAAAAACCCACAGGGGGUCUCAAGUCCAAGAUCUUGAAGUUCUUCGGGCGGUCUCCGGCCAAGGAGGAAGGGAGCACGCCCGCAGAUGAAGAGAAGGAGGAGGAGAGAGUUGUUCGGGAUAGAAAGGCCGGUGGUGAUAAUGGAAAAGACUUGAGAACUGAAGACAGUUGAUGCAAUAAACCAGACUUUUGAAGUUGAUAUAAGUAUGCACUAGAAUGAUUUAAUUUUAUGUAUAUAGCUUUGUUAAAUCACUUUUUGCAAAUUGCACUGAAAAAUUUCAUUAAUUGCACAUUUUUAUAUAAUUAUACAGUUCUUAAGAUGUCAUUUAAUGACAGGAUACAAAGGUUAUUGAUAAAUUUCAAGCAGUUUUUCUAAAGGAAACAGUUUACAGUAGUGAUUGAAUGAUUUUUCAUCCUCAUCUGCUCUAAGUAAGUACUGUAACUCCAAACUCAUUCUUUCUUGCAGCAUUGUCAGCUAUUUCAUACACCACCUCAUUUCAGUAAUCCUAAAUAUGCUCUACAUUGUCUUCCUUAUGUAAAUAAAGCUUAAUUGUUAUUUUAAACCAA